UCUGUGUCUCUCUCUCUCUCUCUCUGUCAGCCCCGCCCCGCCCCGCUCGGCUCAGUCCACUGCGUUCAUUUCAUUCCUGCUCUUCAUUCCACGCAUACUUCGCAUCCUUGGAGAGACUGCGGCGCAUUUAACGCACUGAGCGCGUGACGAGGAGGGAAAAAAAAGAAAAUACUCCAAACACGACAGGCGCGUGCUGGAGUUUGCGGCGGCGGCUUCGCAGGAAAAAAAACACGUGGAUUCGUGGGAGGAAAAGUGUGGGAAUUAAUCCAUUUAAUAAAGAGGCGCACGAAGCAGCGAGGGUUCCCUGCUGCGUGGCGCUGGAUGUCCGAACACCUUCCGGACUUUUCUGCAGUCAGACAACAAAUUUGCUGUGUCAUCAUUGUAGCUAGCAUUUUAAGUCACUGCUGUUGAAGCACCAGUUAGCAUUAGCAUUAUACUUAUAUUAGCCAACAUCUGGGUGCUCCCACUGGAAGAUUAUUAUUAUUAUUUUUACUGGUAACAACUUUAAUUGAGUAGCUUUUUUUAGCAUUUGUGCUCCAUACACGAGUUGGCUAGUUAGCGUUAGCUGCCAGGAUGGAUCGCAGCAGCUGGAGCGGCAGCGAGAGUGCCGGGGAGGACAUGGACAGAAUGAGUGACUCGGGAGGCGACAAAACCAUGGACGGGGACCCCGAGGGCGUCUGGAGCCCCGACAUCGAGCAGAGCUUCCAGGAGGCCCUGGCCAUUUACCCGCCGUGUGGACGGAGGAAGAUUAUACUGUCGGACGAGGGGAAGAUGUACGGUCGAAAUGAGCUGAUAGCCAGAUACAUCAAGCUCCGAACAGGAAAGACGCGUACGAGGAAACAGGUCUCCAGUCAUAUCCAGGUCUUAGCCAGAAGAAAAUCCAGGGAGUUUCAGUCUAAACUAAAGGACCAGAGCGCCAAGGAGAAAGCCCUGCAGAGCAUCUCCUCCAUGUCCUCGGCUCAGAUCGUCUCAGCCACGGCAAUCCACAGCAAACUGCUGCCGGGAAUAGUACGAGCCAGCUUCCCUGGUAACGCACAGCUGUGGCAGGGGAUGAUUCCUGGGGGACAGUCCAGCUCCACCACAGAAGAUAUCAAGCCGUUCUCUCAGCAAGGCUACAAUGUGCAGACAGCAGGGACCACCACAAUCUUAGGCUACGAGCCUCCGACUACAGCCCAAACACACCGAGAGCCGGCGUGGCAGGGUCGCUCUAUCGGCACCACCAAACUACGACUGGUGGAGUUUUCGUCUUUCCUGGAGACACAGAGGGACCAAGAGGCAUACAACAAGCACCAGUUCGUCCACAUCAAUCAGAGCAGUCCGAGCUACAGUGACCCUCUGCUGGAGUGUGUGGACAUCAGGCAGAUCUACGACAAGUUCCCCGAGAAGAAGGGCGGCCUGAAGGAGCUGUUCAGUAAAGGCCCGCAGAACUCGUUCUACCUGAUCAAGUUCUGGGCGGACCUGAACUACAACAUGCAGGAUGACCCUGCGGCCUUCUAUGGCGUGAGCAGUCAGUACGAGAGCUCGGAGAACAUGACCAUCACCUGCUCCACCAAGGUCUGCUCCUUCGGCAAGCAGGUGGUCGAGAAGGUGGAGACGGAGUACGCAAGGUUUGAAAACGGGCGUUUCGUUUACAGAAUCAGCCGCUCGCCGAUGUGUGAAUACAUGAUCAACUUCAUCCACAAGCUCAAGCACCUGCCGGAGAAAUACAUGAUGAACAGUGUGCUGGAGAACUUCACUAUUCUGCUGGUGGUGAGCAACAGAGACACUCAGGAGACCUUGCUGUGUAUGGCAUGUGUGUUUGAGGUUUCCAACAACGAGCACGGAGCACAGCACCACAUCUAUCGACUUGUCAAGGAUUAACACACACACACAUACUAUAUAAAUAUAUAUAUAUAUAUACAGCAUACACACACACACAAACGGCCUUUUUUUUGGAGCUAAAACGUAAAAACAAUUCUGCGAAACAAUCUCAUGGAGAAAAAAAAAUGGCCACAAAUUUAAAAGAAAAGCAAUUGGAAAAUUCUCCCAGACAAGAACAUUUUAACACAAAAACACAAAACUUCUUAGACGAGAAAAGCACAGUGGCAGUGCAGCCAUGGAAACACAUGAAUAUCAACCUGUGGGAUUUCUUUUCCCCCUCCAAGAACAUUGUGACUCAGAUAUCACCAGGCGAUGUCACGUCUCCUGCUAAUUGGUUCCUUGCAGCAAAUCUGUGUUAUUGAAAUGAAAAGUAAAAUUCUGUUGCGUGUGUGUGUUUGGAGAAACAAGAAAAUAUGUGUGUGUGUGUGUGUAUGCGUGUGUGUGUGUGUGUGUUAUCAGACACAAAAUUAGCAGACACUGAAGGUCAGACCCUGUGUAUUGUCAAUAACACUAAAAGGAAGUAACACUACUGUAUUAACAUAUAGUAUCGUUCUGCGGUGGAUGUGUAACCACUGCAAAUUGUGCAAGCUGUAUUCUCGCACUGAAAAAAAAUAAGAUGAAUAAGAGUAAAAAGGUUUGUCCCAAAGAAGAAAAGAUCAAUUUUUUUUAACCCUUUUUGUAUGAUUUCUUAAAAAAAAUAUGAAAGAUUAGCUUCUAAACUUUGGGAAAUUGUUUAUUGAUAGUAGCAUAUAGACUAUAUUUUAAUUCCAGGAACACUAUCUAAAAUGUAUGUCAAUAAUAGAAAAAAAAGAAAAUUAUAAGUAAAAUUGAACAAUUCAGGUACCUUUCUGUGCAACAACAGGUGACUCUUCAUAUAGAUAUGAAUAAAUAUCAACAACCUUGUUUAAGUUAUAAUCCUUCAGAAUUCAGCCCUGCUUAAAUAUUCCCAGUGUUUCCUCUGACCCUUUCACAGUAAAAGCCUCAUCAUUUUUAAAUGUUCUCCUUUUAACCUUGGAGUACCUCUAUGGACGAGACCAUUAACUGACGUGUGACAGUGAAGCUCAUGUUCCCAUAGACUUUCUUUCAAACUGGCAUUUGUUUUGCCACCAGUAGGUUUGCCCCCUGGUGGCUAUUUGACAUAUUCUUACUCCCAGCUGACCCUCAACUGACAGAGUGGAAGAUUGCGUCCACUUUUUAUGUACAGUCAACAUUUUUUAACUGUUCUGAGUAAUGUGCAGAAAAUUCUAGAGAAUUUGCUCCGGACAUUCUCUGGAGUUUAUCUGCGUUUAGCUGUUUCAGACAUUUUCCUGGAGAAUAUCCAGACUUCAGUACGUUCCUGAAAGCAGCAACCCUCGUAUCUGAGUAUAAUUAUACAAUAACAUUACAUAAAAAUGUACAUGUUUUGUUUUCCUGUCCAAGCCAGAGACUUGUUUCUGAGGAUUAUAACUUCAAACACAUCCAUUUGAAAACACUGUGACUCUCAUGAACCAUACAACGGUUCAUGGUGUUGAGACGUAAAUAAAAUAAAAUAAAAACUUAGCUUAGUUCAGAAUUCUUCUACCAGCUAACUCGAGCUUUAACUAGCUUGAAAUGUCAACAUGUCCACGUUCAAACUGAAGGUUGCCCCAACAGAGGACUUUUAAUAGGGUUGGAGACACAUUCCACUUUAAUCAGCAGCAGCAGACUGGUUUUCUACCAGUUAGUCAAAAAUAACGUUGGUGUCGUUUAUGUCAAGUUUAUGAAACACAAACCAAAAACUGUUGAAGUGUACAUACUGUAGCAGGUGUCAUGCUCAGCAGCAUGAAGUGCCUUUGGUUGGAAACAGACCUUGUUGCUGUUGUUGAAUUUUAGUGAACAUACAAAACACGCGAUUAGGUAUCACAGUCAGAAGAACUCGACGAGACUGCUUUUUGUAAGAUUUGACUUUAUGUUUCUGUAUGUGACAGAUUCAUGUUGAAAUGGCUCAUUAUGUGACGGUGCCUCAUUCAUCAGAUGCAACUCUCGUGGCUUGUUUCUCCAACAGAAGGACAAAUCGGAUUUAAAAAUCAACAAACAUGCGAUUAAAGAUUUGUUUUUUAAACUCGGGAACAGGUUGACAAUUUGGAAAAAGCACUUCAUUUUGCUUUCUUACAGAGAGUUGUAUGAAAAGUCCAACACCACUAGGAGAUGAUGGGAUUAGCUUAGUUUAGCGUACUUAGCCAUAAUGAGUGGAAACAGCUAAACAUAGCUAGCAUGGCUUUGUCUGAAGUUGGCAAAAAAUUAAACAGCAUCGGUUGUUGUUUAAUCCACUGAUUCCAAAAACUGGGUCUUGUUUUUUGGGUGCCCAAACAAAUUGGCAGGAUUUUCCCAACCUUUUAGUUAAUAUUUAUUUGUAUAGUGUAUUAAUUUACCAAACGUAUCUUGGAAAUAAUUAAUUCACAAAGUUGUGGCUCCUAAAUCAGGAUUUCCACAUAUAGAAAGUUUGGGAGAAACUGGUUUAAUCAAUCCAACUCUUCAACCCAGCAACCUGGAUUGUUCUUAAAAGUGAAGUUGUUGUUUUCUAGUUUGCUAACAUGGUGGUUCUCUUAUUAAAAGCAAAAUGUGAGAAAAGUGCAAUGGAAACAUUUCUGUUUAACAUCCCACCAGCAUUUCUGGAUGUAUCUGGAACAACAAGACCAUGAUGUUCAUCAAAAUCUCUUAAAAAGUACUUGCAUUUUGACGAAUGACACCCAUAAAAAUGAGUUCAUCAUCAGCAUAUUAAGAGAUAGUAGUGUGAUUCGGUGGUGUCCAAAACAUCCAGAGACAGGAAGUGUUGAGGGGCAACUGUUACUAUUUUAUCAGAGCCAUGUUUAGUCAGAGCUGGCCAACUGUAAAUAUUUGGCCUCCGCAAAUAAUGACUCAGAUCUGACUCAGAGGACUUUCUACCUUUGUGCCUAAAAGUUUCUAGAUUUGCCAUCGUCCAAACCCCAGCCAUGUUUUGAAUAUUUGUCCGAAAGACCUUGUGGGCGUCUCCAACGAAACGCUUCCUUCAGCUUUCCCACGGUUUAGUCUCACACCACAACAAUUUGUUGUUUGUACGCAGACCAGUCAGCCUUCACACCAGGGUGCGAACACGUAACGUGUACGUGAUGAUCUGAUUCUGCUAUAAUGACCCUCUGUCUGGAUCUUAUUUUACCACCUGCUUACCAAAGACAGUCACCAUGCAACACAAAAAAAACAGAGUGAAAGUGAUUUAAUACAAGAAACUUAGUAGCUUCUGCCAAAAAAAAGACUUAUCAACUUAGAAACAUCUGUAGCUCACACUACAGCUACACUGUAAAACCAGACUGGUCUCCCAGGAAAGCGUUACUAUUUUUACUUUUCUGCAAACCACGGUAGUUUGUUAUAUUAGUGCAGUAAAUAUGUCUGACAUUUGGACAGGUGUUUCAUUUGUUUUAUCAGCAUUUCUUGUGGCACAAUUGAGUGAAAAAGGACAAGCUAGUGUUUGCGAGUAACUAAAAAAAGUCUGUAGAUUUGGGUCAAGAAAUCCGAAGUUUGCCUUUCACAAUGGAAAAUUUGAGCGAGUGACUCGUGUGAACGCGAUUAAGAUAUUGUCAAUCAAAGUUGACGUCCAUUGUUCUUCUUGUGUGUCUCUCUUUGGAUGCCUCAGUGUUUCAAGCUGGUUCUUGGUACAGGGGGGCGCUCUCAAUUCCGUCAACAGGGACUAUGUAGUAGGGCUGCCAUUUUUUUCCCCCAAAAAAAAAGACAAAGGAAUAUUACGUGACACACUGUUUAAAAGAAAAAAAACAAAACAUUCUUCCACAUGCCGUUGUUGAUGCCGUAAAAAACAACAUCCACGCUCUGCUGGACCUUGUGAGUAUUACCACAGACAGUCUGAUGUACUUUGAGGUUGUAUAUUUAGGGUCCCAGUGCACAAAUUGCAGGAAGGACCAUAUUGUAACUGAAAGAGUUAUUAUUAUUAGUUUGGUGGUGGGAGGAUCUCGUCUCUGCUUUUUGCAGACGAUCUGGUCUUCAUCGAACAAUGUCCUUCAGCUCUUGCUGGGGAGGCUUCCCAGCUGAGUGUGAAGCAGUUGGGAUGAAGAUCAGCACCUCCAAAUCUGAGGCCAGGGUUCUCAGCCUGAAAGUAUCUCAGGAUUUUGUUCAUGAGUGAGGGAACGAUGGAACGGGAGAUCGACAGGCGUAUCGGGGCAACCGGUCUGUUGUGGUGAAGCUUAGCUGGAAAGGCGAAGCUCUGGAUUUACCAGUCAAUCUACGUUCCAAAUCCUCACCUAUGGUCAUGAGCUUUGAGCAAUGACCGCCAGAACAAAAUCACAAGGCUCAGCCUUAGAGACAGGGUAAGGAAGCUGGACAUUCGGGCCGUUGGGGAGACAGCUGAGCUGGUUUGGGCAUCUGAUUAGGAUACCUCCUGGACCCUUCCCCAUGGGCAGGUGUUUUCGGGCACGUUUUCAGGGCCGACCCAGGACACACUGGAGGGGUUAUAUCUCGUGGCUGGCCUGGAAAAAGUGGCUGGGGGGAGUGCGGUCUGGGCUACAUUGUGAAGGCUGCUGCCCCCGAUAUCCGGAAACCCUGAUUAGUGGAAGACGACAAAGUUUGAACAGAUAUCAGAAUUUCGGAUAAAAAGUGACAGCCCACUAUGUAGCAAUGCCUCAUACAGCCACAUUGAAAAAGUUCCUGAACACUUUAAACACCUUCAUGUUAAUAUUUUGUCCUAAUUUUGGCUCAGAAAUUGAGUCUGUGUAUCUGUGGUUUGCAGAAACGUCCCAUAGCGACGUAUGAUCCCGGCUGCUGGGUUGGUUACAUCUGUACAGCGUAAAAAUAAUACACUUUUAAGACAUUUCUUAACAAAUAUGGACAUUUGUAAUCGUCUUGUUGGGCAAGACUGCGAGAAGAAACUGUGAUUCUGUGAUUAACUUUACUGUCGCCACGUCUGUUCGCUAUAAUCGACGGAAAAUAUGAUUACGAAAAUCCCACAAACGCACUGUAGAACACUAUUGUUCAAAGAUGUUUCUGAACUGCUGAGUUUCUGCUGAGUCAUUGUUGUCCGUGUUGUUACUGUUUUCUUGUACGUGCGAGUUUUGGAUGUUUUUUUUGUUUUUUUUAUCGAAAAAACCUUUGUGUGGCACAGAAAUCCUGUCAAUGUAAUCGAUCCCAAAAAUGGCCUUGAAUCUUUUCACUCCAGUGCAUGUGCGACACGUGUGUGUGUGUGUGUGUGAGUGUGUGUGUAUGUGUGUCAGGUGUGUGUGUUUGUGUGCACUGAGGGUCUUUUGAUAAGGUGCUUUGUAUAAAAGUGACAAUAACGUUUAUUACAGAUGUUGUGUAUAUCUUUGAUAUUCUAAUAAUUAUCCUUAUUUUGGCGAGAACAGAGAACACGUAGAUGCGUGUGUGUGUGUGUCGUUGGUUCUUCACAGGGUCUGAUCUUUGCUUUGUAACGUUUAUUUUCUCUCCCCUCAUGGCUAAAAGUACGUUAGAUAUUUUCUAGCUUUGUAGAGACUUUGUACGCAUAUGCUAUUCAAUUUAAAUAAAUGGUCAGUUCCAAACUUU
This is a messenger RNA of Solea solea (common sole), 7380 nucleotides long. RefSeq names its product TEA domain family member 1a (gene tead1a). Gene Ontology annotation, molecular function: RNA polymerase II cis-regulatory region sequence-specific DNA binding; DNA-binding transcription factor activity, RNA polymerase II-specific. Gene Ontology annotation, biological process: embryonic organ development; regulation of transcription by RNA polymerase II; hippo signaling. Gene Ontology annotation, cellular component: transcription regulator complex. NCBI's taxonomy places the organism in Eukaryota, Metazoa, Chordata, Actinopteri, Pleuronectiformes, Soleidae. Bases 574 to 1860 code for a protein of 428 amino acids. The record is from RefSeq and is a predicted model, not a curated record. The transcript has 12 exons.